This is a messenger RNA of Capsaspora owczarzaki ATCC 30864, 1604 nucleotides long. RefSeq lists its product as hypothetical. Gene Ontology annotation, biological process: vesicle-mediated transport. The transcript has 13 exons. NCBI's taxonomy places the organism in Eukaryota, Filasterea, Ministeriida, Capsasporidae. The record is from RefSeq and is a predicted model, not a curated record. The coding region runs from base 68 to 1516 and encodes 482 amino acids.
GUCUUUUAUUGUUGUAGUUUUGGUCGCCGGUCUGAGAAGCAGCGAAAAUCCAAAGCCAACAACAAUAAUGUCGAUGCACUUUGGCGAUGAGAGUGUGGGACUGAGCUGGGACAGGCAGCAGCAGCACCAGCACCAGCAGCAGUCGCACCUCAGCAACCGCGCGUCCGCUGCGAGCGACCUCGAGCAAGAGCCAGAGGAGGUCGUCCUCGACUCGCGCAGGACAUUCUACGUCCACGACACACUCGCAUGCCCGCGCGAGGAGGACCCGAAGGAAGACCAGAUCCUCUUCUUCCAUCCAGCAGAGCUGCCAAUGAUGAAGCAGGUUGCGCUGAUGGACGGAAUCGAGGGAUUUUCAACAUUCGUCAAGGAGUUUGGCAUGUCACCGCCCAAAGUCAUCACGCUGGAGCACGAGAAGGCUGCAUGCAUGCACGUCGGGCAAUACACUCUGAGCCUGUGCGCUCCCCCAGAAGAACCAGACACUUCGCUGAUCAACCAGUUGCACAACUUGUACUCUGCAUUCGUGUUUCUGCAUGGAUCGUUUGAUCGCGUUUUAAAAAAAGCGAAAAACGACAAGUUGAAAUUCCGUGAAGACAUUCGCAACAUUUGGAAGCGCUUGACUCCGUUGAUUCGACGAACGGACACCAUGAGCUUUACCUUCCAGCCAGUUCGCUUUACCGAGCUGAAGCGGAGCGCAAACCGACACUUUAUCGCUGCUUCGCAAAUUCUGCAAAUGGUCAAGCAUCGCUCUGGCGUGCUCUCUGGCUGCAUCUUUUUCAACAAAACAAUUCUUUGCUCUCACUUGGACCCCGCCACCACCUUCUGGAUUCACUUACUCUAUGAUAUUAUUCAUCCCUACGCAUCGCUUGGGGACGUCGAGUCCACACACCAGCUCAUGCCCGUGUAUCUCAAGAAAGACAUCAUGACUCAAUUGCGAGUGGGAGCAAGAAAGACUCCUGAAGCCAAAGCAGGGUCGACACGCAUCCCAGAGGAUUUCGCGCCCGACGAACAUGGCGAGUACGUUGGCUUGUACCUCCAGGUGCUUCCUCGAUCGACCUUGGUUGUGGUGAUGGAGCUGGCCGCGAUCUAUGACCUGGAUUUGAUCCACGACAUGACUGAAUCGUUCGUUCCACGCCUCAAACGUCUCGAAGAGCAAGUCUCGAAGGCCACGGAAGCAGGAAAUAUCGACGCCGUUGACUGGCAAAGCUUCAUGGUGUUCGACCGAGUGGAUCGUUCCAUUCACUUGCCUCCUCCUGCUCCGACGGAAGAGCUUCAGCUGGCCUUCCAAUCCGGCGUGAGCUUGUUGCACGAGUCUUUUGAGAACAACGACAAGAUUACAGCUCAAAUUCUCUGCAAUCCUGUUGGAGCCAUGUACAGCAGCAAGUGCUUUGGUCGCGAAACCUAUCUUCAAAUCCCUGGCGGCGAGUUUACGAUCGGACCAGAGUUGCUGGACAUGUCUCGGUUGGAGCCAGCCGUGGCCCAUCGCCUGUCCAGUGAGCAUCAAAUCUCUCUGCCUUAGACGAGCACUUUGUUGCUACUAUGCAGUGGAGAGUGAUUUGCACAGAAACCAAGCCUUCAAUUCCUGCAAUACAUAUUUUUUUUGUUUG